AUGGCGACACCCACCACCUUCUACGAGCAGCUCCCGCUCCCGACCAUCGAUCGUCCCUUCGGCAUCGAACUAUGGCCCCUUUUCGACAAAGCCUGGACGGCCGUUACCGGCUAUCCCAUUAGCGAGUUUGAGUUCGUCCAGGGGAAGACUCCCAUGUCGACUCUGAAGGAGACUUCCAUCUUCAUUGUCCUCUACUACGCGGUCAUUUUUGGUGGCCGUGAGUGGAUGCGCAACCGGGAGCCCUACAAGCUUAAGGGCCUCUUCCUCAUUCAUAACCUGUACCUCACCGCUAUCAGCGGUAUCCUCUUGGCCCUCUUCAUCGAGCAGCUUCUGGCCACCGUUGUGCGUGGAGGCAUCUUCCAUGCCAUUUGCCAUGGCGAGGGAGGAUGGACUCAGCCCUUGGUCGUCCUCUACUACUUGAACUACCUUACCAAGUACCUCGAACUCCUCGAUACCGUUUUUCUCUUCCUCAAGAAGAAGCCUCUAACCUUCCUCCAUUGCUACCAUCACGGCGCGACCGCCUUCCUUUGCUAUACCCAGCUGAUUGGCUCGACGUCCGUGUCUUGGGUCGUCAUCACUCUUAACCUCACAGUCCACGUUGUCAUGUACUGGUACUACUUCCAGAGCGCUCGUGGUGUCCGAGUUUGGUGGAAGGAAUGGGUCACUCGCCUCCAGAUCAUUCAGUUCAUUAUCGAUCUCGGCUUCGUCUACUUCGCCUCCUACACCUAUUUCACCUCAACCUACUUCCCCUGGGUACCCAACCACGGCGAGUGCUCCGGCGAAGAGUUUGCUGCUUUUGCUGGCAUCAUCACUCUCAGCUCGUACCUCGUCCUCUUCAUCUCUUUCUACUUCGCCACCUACAACAAGGAGGGCAAGAAGGGCUCGACGCGCAAGUCGCUUCGCAAGAUGUCGCAGGCCCCUCUGCCAGACCCCCACCUCAUGGCUCAGACCAUGUCCUCGCCGAACGGCAAGACAAGCAGCUCAGGCACCACCACGGGUGUCAAGACCACCGCGGCGAGCACCCGGUCUCGUCGGGCCUAA
Messenger RNA from Sodiomyces alkalinus F11, 1041 nucleotides. Its product is annotated as GNS1/SUR4 membrane protein. Lineage: Eukaryota; Fungi; Ascomycota; Sordariomycetes; Glomerellales; Plectosphaerellaceae. Gene Ontology annotation, cellular component: endoplasmic reticulum membrane. The transcript has 4 exons. Gene Ontology annotation, molecular function: fatty acid elongase activity. The record is from RefSeq and is a predicted model, not a curated record. Gene Ontology annotation, biological process: fatty acid elongation, monounsaturated fatty acid; sphingolipid biosynthetic process; fatty acid elongation, saturated fatty acid. Bases 1 to 1041 code for a protein of 346 amino acids.